AUGGAAAAUACAAAAUGUGCAAGCGAGUAUAAUGAGCUGCUUGAUUGUUUGGAAAAAUAUGAUAGGAAUUGGGGAAAAUGCCAAGAUCAAUUAAAAUUGUUUCGAUUUUGUUACUACCAAAAGGAUGAUAUCAUUGACACACAAAAAAAAUAA
This is a messenger RNA of Plasmodium vinckei vinckei, 153 nucleotides long. Its product is annotated as conserved Plasmodium protein, unknown function. Lineage: Eukaryota; Apicomplexa; Aconoidasida; Haemosporida; Plasmodiidae. The record is from RefSeq and is a predicted model, not a curated record. The transcript has 2 exons. The coding region runs from base 1 to 153 and encodes 50 amino acids.